AUGAGCGUGCGGCCGAGAGGAAUGACUCUUUCCAUGCUCAGGAUAGGGCUCUUUAAGACUCCGGGGCUUGAUGAAUAUGGAACAGCUGCUGUUGGCUGGCUCCGAGGGGCUGGACUUAAAGCGACAGAGGGGCCGGCGGAGCUCCGGGAGGAGGGCUGCUGCGCUCACUGUGCGCCCAGAGGAGCCAGACAGCAGCCAGCACGCUACAAGACCAACACGGGACAACAAUGGGAGACAACCACAGGACAGACCCGAGAUGUAGAGCUAGAGGAUCGCUCCUUCUCCUCUUUUCCACCCGGGCUGAAGCAGAGGGUUGCGGGAGAGACAACUGUGUGCUGCGGCUGUGUUCCUCUGCGUGUGCCGGUUCAAAGUCACAUCCCCGCGGUCACACAUCCACCCCUCCUUCGGCGUGCGCCCUGCGAAGAAUCCAACACCUCCCGCGAACACCCGGUUUUACCAGAAUCCAUGUGGUACCCGGAGACAAAUUCACUCAUCCAAACGCCAGGAUCAAAAGGUUUCUCCAUGUACCGGAAGGUGUUCCCAGGCCAGGGCCCGAACCAGAGAUGA
Knipowitschia caucasica is the source of this 567-nucleotide messenger RNA. The record is from the annotation of a GenBank genome assembly. NCBI's taxonomy places the organism in Eukaryota, Metazoa, Chordata, Actinopteri, Gobiiformes, Gobiidae.